GUCUUUGAGUCACCUUAUUUGUCAUGGCGCGACCAUCGCGCGCCGGGCGUGAUGUGGUGGUUGGGAAAUCAACGGACCGGAAUGCAUGCCCCAACAUAGAAGUUUGGAGCUGCAGGCUCCGUUGGACAAUGAGAUCCCCGAUGCUUGAAGUGAAAAGUCUAGUAGUUGUGCCUACUUUGCGCUUUUGUGGGAAACGGAAGCUUUUAACUAACUUAAACGGAACUCCUCCAGGUCUCAGCCGGAACCGACACACAGACGGUUCCCCUGGCUCUAUGUUGGCCCCGCCCCCACAACGGCGCUACCUCGUUCUGUCACAGAGGUCUGGAACCCAGUCUCCUCCGAUACUCCUACACACGUUCUUUCCCUUUUUUAUCGUGUGCACACAGUACACAAGCGCGUUGUUCCGUUUGCCGGUGGCGCGAUUGCAGCUCGAUUUUUGCCUGAGGCCUGGAUGUUUCUCUAAGAAGUAGUUAGAAGCCAUGUAAACGUUUUCAAAAAGAUUAGCCGAGAAAGGAGUAGAAUAGGAAUGAUCUGAAACAUCCACUGAAAGUAGCAGCCGGCCAUGGCACUUCGCAUUGCUGUGGUAGACUUCACGCCCAUGAAGAGCUGCUUCAUUAGUCUGCCGGUGACCUGGGGUCAGGAGUUUCAGAGGAAGCAGAGCUAUAUAUUUGAGCUGCAGUGGGGGGACAGGGGCAGGGCCUAUGUCUCCUGGGCCGGAGAUACCGUCCGGCUGCCAGAGGGUCAUGCCGACAGGACGCCCAUGAUUCAAAUCAACGGUCUCUAUGGCAACAAGCUGGGUCUUUGCCAUGGGGAAGAGAUUUUACUUCAGCCGGUGCCAAAGGUCCACUCCUGCAGCAGGGUCAGCGUGGAGCCUGCCACAUCUGAUGAUUGGGAGAUACUGGAGCUGAACACCGGCUAUGUGGAGUCGAACCUAUUGAACCAAGUCCGAAUCGUCUGGACCGGUCAAAUCCUUCCCAUCUGGAUUGAGAAGAAAAUCUGCAUAUUCAUCCGAAUCGGUGCCACAGAUCCGCCUGCAUCCUGUGUCCAGUUGGAACCAAACACUGAACUCAUCGUUGCACCCAAGUCUCGCCGCAACCAAGCGCCCGCCGCAACCCCCGUCACAAACGCAACCCCUCACCCGAAUCAGUUGACGGGAAAUCCUGACAGGGAACACUCCGAGAGACGCCUGGACACAUCGCUCCCCAGCAGCUCCAGCAUGGGCUCCAUCAUAGGCAGCGUGCUGUCUGGCUUCACCAGCGACUACGACUCAGCGACGAGCCCAAGCGACACCACAUUCUCCACGGCCCGGCUGACGGAUGCCAGCUCCAGUGCGACCACUCCGAGCGAACCCUGGGACAUUCCCACAGAAGUGCUGGACAAAUCAAUACCCUGGUCGUACCGGUUCUGGCGUCGGAUACGAUCUGUCUUUGUGAGUGACGAGGCCGAACACAUCUCCAAGAUGGCGGGCGGAGACAUGGAGGAGGCCCGUCGCAAGAUGGCCGCCGAGUUUUGGAAGGACGUGAGGAUCAUUGCGCGUGUUCAGCCAAUGUUCGAACAUCGAGAAAGCUCAGUCUCCCGAGUCUCAUCUUACUCAGGUUUGCUAAAGUCACAAGACCCUAAGCAGAUUCCAACCUCCAAAAGGCAUCAUAUACAUGUAGCUCCAAGCAGCGCUGUGCCUGCAAGGCAGACGAGACCUAUGGAUUCGCCAGACUGUCCAAGUCUGUCCCCUGACACCCCUCGCGAUUCCUUCACAGGCUCCUCCUACACGCACCUCAUGCAGCCCACCACGGUCUACCUGAGCUCCAACUGCGAGACGGAGUUUGUCCGGCACCACGACUCCAACACAGACGAGCACCAGUGCCCCGUCAAUGAGUUUGUGACCUUCGUGGCCAACCUGGCCAAGCUGCCCUCCCCCCGGGAGAAGAAAGAAGAGGUCAACCGCAAGUUCCAGCAGACGCAGAGCAAGUACGAGAAGGCCAUACGGGAAGUGAUGGAGCAGCAGAAACACCCACAGAUGAACACCACCACCCCGACAGCCAAAGACGCCGCUGCGAAAGGCGAAGACUCCAGCCCGUCCUGCGUAGUGCGGGUCAUCAUCCACAGCAACGAGCUCAGGCAACACCAGAAUGGCCAGUCAGAGAACGUCUACUCUUCCAACACCUUCCAGAAGCAGGACAUCACCUGGUUCAUCCAGAUCCCCGACCUGCUGCGUCGGCAGUUGGGGCUAGAGUCAUCCGCUAAAGUAGAACUGCGACCGGUACUCAUCCCGCCAGUGCCCAUCCACAGCAUUUCACUUUUCCCGCUGUUUGACAAGCCCUCAGAUUUGACAGUGGAGGACCUAGUGUUUGCGUUUGAGUACUGGGUGACUUGCGUGAGCUGCAUGAUUUCCCCCAUACCCAUCCGACAGCACGGAACACUCCUGAGAUUUCCCAUUUCAAGAACUGGAGAUUUGCAUGGAGAGUUUCUCAUCUCCAUCAACGAGCAGGACAGGCUCGCCCCCUCGUCUUCCUUCCCCUCUUCACCCGACGACCCUGCCCCGCCCUAUUACCUCCUCCAUCCCCUAGUCGCUAAGAGAUGUCGAGCCGUUAUUCGGGACAAGAUCACCUCGACCAGCAAGCCAGCGUUCAUACCCAGGAUGCCCUCCUUGGAUGUAGCCCAUCUGGACAACAAAGUAGGCGGUUACAGGCUGCGAGACCUUGGGGGAGUUACGGGUUUGGGCCAACAGGCCAUCGACUACCUCAGCGCGGCGCUGAUGACGCGGCCAAUCAGCCGCUGCCUGGGCGAGUCCCUGCUGGGCUUCCUGCAAGGCGGCCUGCUGGUCUGCGGCCCCCGGGGCAGUGGCAAGAGCGCCCUCUGCCGCUCGGUCUGCCGGGAGAUGGUGCAGUGGCCCAGCCUGGCGCACGUCAGCGUGGUAGAGUGCAAGCCCUUGAAAGGGAAAAGAAUCGAGACGAUCCGCAAGAUCUGGGAGGAGGCCGUGAAUGAGGCCGCCUGGCGACAGCCUUCCAUCAUCCUAUUGGAUGACAUGGAUCACGUGACCGCCUCGCCGUUGGGACCAGAGCAGGAGAUAGGCCAGGAGGCGGUGUACCACACCCGCUUAGCUGACGUCUUGAAAGACAUUAUGAUGGCCGAGGUGAAAGAGGGAUCACGGGUCUGCAUUGUAGCCACCACAAGGUCAAAGGGCAGUCUCCACCAAUCACUGACCAGUUCAAGAGGCUGCCACCUGUUCCAGUGCUGUUUGGAAAUUCCCUCCUUGAGCAAGUCCCAACGUGUAGAGGUCCUCAACUCUGCCAUCCAGUCCAAAGUCGAGAUUGACCUACGGACGUUUGACCAGAUUGACUCUGACAAGCUGGCCGCACGGAUGGAGGGCUACGUGGCCCGAGACAUAGUGACUGUGGUGGAAAGGGCCAUCCACGCUGGCUGCUGCAGGGAGCUGGUGGAAGGCAGACCUGUCCUGCCCAUAGAACCAGUGAAGCAAGGCAAAGAUUCCGUCGGCAACGCAGACGAGAUUCUCCUGCUGCAGGAAGACUUUGAGGCCGCCCUGCACGACUACACGCCGGCCACGCUCCGGGACGUUCCACUGCACAGCGCGGGGGAGCUGGGCUGGCAGGACGUGGGCGGGCUGAGGGAUGUGAAGGAGUCGUUGCUGGAGACACUGCAACUGCCGGCCAAGUAUCCGUCGUUGUUUGCCAAUUGCCCCCUGCGUCUGCGGUCGGGGCUGCUGCUGUACGGCCCACCAGGCACAGGCAAGACACUGCUCGGGGGUGUGGUGGCCAAAGAAUGCGGUCUCAACUUCAUCAGCAUCAAGGGCCCAGAGCUACUGAGCAAAUACAUCGGAGCCAGCGAGCAGGCUGUCCGCGACCUCUUCGACAGGGCUCAGAGCGCACGACCCUGCAUCCUCUUCUUCGACGAGUUUGACUCGCUGGCCCCGAGGCGAGGGCACGAUAGCACUGGUGUUACCGACAGGGUCGUGAACCAGCUACUCACCCAAUUGGACGGCGUGGAAGGGUUACAAGGUGUGUACGUCAUAGGCGCUACCAGCCGGCCAGAUCUCAUAGACCCAGCAUUACUCAGGCCAGGGAGAUUGGACAAGUGUCUUUUCUGUCCCAUUCCAUGCUCAGAAGAGAGAGUGGAGAUUUUACAGGCCUUGUCCCGCAAGAUCCCCAUGAUGGAUGACGUAGACCUGCGCUCAAUUGCCCUCAAGUGUGAGCACUUCACAGGGGCUGACUUCAAGGCUCUCCUAUACAAUGCCCAGCUUGAGGCAAUCCACGGCACACUGUCCUACCCAGAGCCCCAAGACGGAGAAUACGAUUUGACCCCCCUCACCUCAAAGCAUUGCAGCAUGGGGGCAGACGACUGGAAGCUGACGUUCCUGGAGAGCUUCUCGGCCGAGGGCGACAGCUAUGACUUACCAGGGUCACCACGGCGACAGUCACGUCAGGAGAACGGUAAUUCCGCCGUCCGUUUCGGCUCCCCACAGAAGGAGCGGUCCAACACAAACUCAGACUCCAGCACCAACUCGGAGUUUGUCCGUGUCGACUUGCAGGAUGUGAACGGGAAUGCCGGAUCAGGGGAAGGGGGCUUCGAUGUACCCGGCAGGAGGUCAGAGGUGAAGGGUCACAGUCCGUCCAUGAGGCAGCUGGCCGCUGCAAAGCAAGGGAGGAGUCCUAGGCCGCACAUCAGUGACAUAAUUGCAGAUUCCAUUGAGAACGAGGAGGUUCCAGGCCCCAUGGAGGGGCCGCUAGAUCCACUCUACAGGGCCUCGGGGCAGGGGGCAGACCAGCCGCAAGUCAUCUACAUGCCCACCCUGCGAGACGGGGUGGUGGACCCCAGCCGGGAGAUGCAGGAGAAUAUCCAGUCACAGGUUGCUGUUAUCAAGCAGAGCUAUCAACAGAGAACAAGCAGAAAUCAGGGUUUCCAUGACAAUGGACCAAAACACACGGAUGGCUCGUCAGUGAUUCACAUCAGCCAGUUGCAUCUGCUGAGAGCAGCGGCCGACAUGAAACCAUCCGUCACCCCCAGCGAGAGGGCUAGAUACCAAAGCAUAUAUGACAACUUUGUGCAGUCACGAGGGGGCAACUUCAACCCAACACCCCAGCUGACAGGACAAAAGAGGGCGACAUUGGCAUGAUUGAACCAGAGCUUGUUGUAGAUAGACAGUUGUGACAAAGAAGGUCCACAAACAUGGACACAAAAUGGCUUCCUCAUGCAACGGCCUGCGUUACACGGGUGUUUCACCUGUGAACUGUGAUGUAGAAUGUGGAGUGGUCAUAAAGCAUUCACUGUUUGCCCGUGGACAUGAACAACACAAUGGAAUGCAUCUCAGCGGAUGCAUCCGUCUUUUCAGUGGAUCUGACUUUGCUCGGCUAGACUUGGAGUACUGCAGGAGUGAUCCAUGUCUCCGACUUCCCAGGGAAUGAAAUGCAUGAAUAUUCUAGUUUGUGUACCUUGUCAGUGCGAUGCCGUUUGCAAACAAGGAACAGCAGACCAACUGCAGGAUAACAUCCUCCAGGAUGUUGCCUGUGACAUUGGAAAGAAGCCUUCUCAAGGCAAGCACUUGGCGACACACCGUCUGUGUUGACAGUCUGAAGUCACACGUGUAUAUAAUGUCAUCACUGAUUUCCUGUGUGACCUUAAUGAUCCGAUUGGAUGAGUUUUAAUGAGUUCGUAACUUGCUAGCAACUCAAAAUUAGAGAUACCAUAGACUUGUACUUCCAUGACUUCAAAUGAUUACUUUUUCAAGGGGAUAUGGAGAAGCAGGAUUGAAGUGGAGUGGGCCUGCAGAGAUCUCCAAUGUAUGCAGCAUACGUCGAUCAAAGUGAUGUGUAAUUUUAAAAUGAGUUUGUUCAACAAUAUUCAAAUUUAUUUAUGUGUCCGCCAUUUGGCUGAUUGUUGCAAAAUAAGUUGGCUGUAUGUUGGAACAGUACUCUAACAGUGGAAAGUGUGUUAUAAAUUGAUUUUUGUUACUUUUGCAAUGCAUAGUACUGAAGUUAAUCAGUUUGAAUUAUAUGGCCUGUGCUUAUAUUUAUAUUUCCUACAUUAUUAGUCAGUCAGUGACUUAAGAGAAGUGCAGUUGGAAUGACUGUACGUAGUAUUGGCCCCCAGUAAUGGCCGAAACUGUAUCAGCUACAUUGUCCUUGACCUGUUAUCACACGGGGAUCACGCGGGGAUCACGCGGCUUCUGUCUUUGCCGGGGGCCCCUUUAAAUGUCGAUCAAGGAGGGAGUGGGUUUAAUCUGGCCGUUAAGGCUUUUUUCCCUACUCCAGAAGACAGUUUUCUUGGGUGAUAUGUCAUUUCUUUGCUUCCUCAAAACUUUGUAAAGAACGACCCCAAAGAUUACGGAAAGAAAUCCAGACGUGUUUUGCCCUCUCCCCCUAAAUGGUUUGGGACAUGUCCUUAGUAGCGUUUGUACUAUAAAAUAGCACGUGAUGGAUUUUCUGCAAUCAAAGUUUUAUGACUGUUGAUUUUUACCAGUUUAGAAUCAUGCUGACUUCUGCCUUCUGGUCCCCCACCUGCUUUAUGUACAUUUUUUCUCAGUAAGUCUUCGUCAGAUCUUGAGUAUUAUAUUUGAAUUUUAAGUGGCAAUACACAACUCAGUUGAUUUCUGAAUGAGCUUC
Molecule: messenger RNA, 6614 nt
Organism: Acanthaster planci (crown-of-thorns starfish)
Lineage: Eukaryota; Metazoa; Echinodermata; Asteroidea; Valvatida; Acanthasteridae
Gene: pex1
Product: peroxisomal biogenesis factor 1
Biological process (GO): protein import into peroxisome matrix
Cellular component (GO): peroxisome; peroxisomal membrane; cytosol
Molecular function (GO): ATP binding; ATP hydrolysis activity
Source: RefSeq, a predicted model, not a curated record